Penaeus indicus is the source of this 2379-nucleotide messenger RNA. Its product is annotated as solute carrier organic anion transporter family member 74D-like. The transcript has 15 exons. Lineage: Eukaryota; Metazoa; Arthropoda; Malacostraca; Decapoda; Penaeidae. Gene Ontology annotation, cellular component: plasma membrane. Gene Ontology annotation, biological process: sodium-independent organic anion transport; transmembrane transport. Gene Ontology annotation, molecular function: protein binding. Bases 48 to 2327 code for a protein of 759 amino acids. The record is from RefSeq and is a predicted model, not a curated record.
GUCAACAGCUAAGCUACAUUAGUCCUUUCAGAAGAAAAAAACACAGAAUGGACCAGAAAGGCAACCUGUUGGACAGCGGACCGCAGCCAAAAAUUAAUCGUUCCCCACCAGACCCGAAGCACGAAGAUCGGGAAGAAGCCAGUGCACUUCUCCACGGCGAGGGGGACCUCCAGGACACCCGCUGUGGUUUUGGGCCGUUCAAGCCCAACUGGCUCCAGGCCUUUGCCCGGACAGAGGUAUACCUAAUAGUAUACUGCAUAGCGGGUAUAGUGCACGGUAUGUUCUUUACAUAUACUGUCUCUGUCAUCUCCACUAUUGAGAAGAGGUUCAAACUUACAAGCAAACAGACAGGAGCGAUUCUCACCGGCAACGACAUCUCGCAAGUGAUGCUGUCGCUGUUCCUGAGUUACUAUGGCAACUACGGGCAUCGUCCUCGCUGGAUGGCCGUCGGAGUCAUGUGCGCCGCGGCCUCGGGCUUCGGGGCGGCGCUCCCCCACUUCCUGUACGGCCCGGGGGAGGACGCGCUGGCGCUCUCGAGGCCGGGGGUCUCAUCCUCCUCCUCGUCCUUGGGCCUCGAGGGGGACAACGAUAACGAGACGCAUGCGCAAGAGCUGUGUUUCUCGCACCCGGAGGAGAACUGCGGCCCUGACGGAGGCGGCGGAGGAGCCUAUAUGGGCGCCAUCAUUCUCUUCUUCUGCUCUCAGUUCUUCGUCGGUAUCGCCGUCAGCAUUUUUUAUAGCAUUGGCGUCACCUACUUAGACGACAACAUCAACAAAAAGACAUAUCCUAUAUACUGUUCCGCCUCGUUCAUGCUGCGCAUCCUGGGCCCCGUGCUGGGCUUCUUCGUCGGAGGAAAGUGCCUGUCCACGUGGAUCGACCCGAAGGAGGUUCCUGCGCUCACCACGAAGGACCCGCGCUGGCUCGGCGCCUGGUGGAUCGGCUACCUGUUCAUCGGCUCCGGCCUGAUCUUCUCGGGGAGUCUGCUGUUCCUGUUCCCGCGGAAGAUGCCGGCGACGCUGCGGCGCGAGGCGAAGCGGGUCCUGCGGCAGGCGGAGAAGGACCGCAGGGAGGGCGGCGACCGCGGCCUGCGCUACUUCGCCUCCCUCGCCAAGCAGUCCAAGGAAGCCCAGGAGAGGCCGACGCUCCCCAACCUCAAGAAGGCCUUAAAGCGACUCUUCACGAACAAGAUUUGGGUCGGCAACCUCUUCAAUACAACGGUGUUCGUGCUUGCGUCAUCUGGCUACUGGAGUUUUAAGCCCAAAUAUCUUGAAAACCAAUUUCGUAAAAGCUCUACCGAAGCCAACUACUAUACAGGUAUUACGAGUCUGGUGUCCCUUGUCGUGGGAACAAGCAUAGGCGGAACGGUGUUAAGAUGGGCCCAGCCUGGACCGAGAUUCGUGACAGGAUACAACAUUUUCAUAACAAUUCUGUUCGUUUGCUGUUACGUCACACUCAUGUUCAUCGGUUGCCCCAAAUUGCAGAUCGUGGGGCCUGUUGAAGGCUCGCCGAUCCCCGCCUGCUCCUCGACCUGCGGCUGCUCGGCGAAGUACUCUCCCGUGUGCUCUGAGGACCAGACCACGCUGUUCUAUUCUCCUUGCUACGCUGGCUGCACUGCCCUCAACGCCUCGACGAGUCCCAUUAUCUACACUAAUUGUCGAUGUGUCACCAAUUCCACAAUGCAGGACGAUUAUGCUACAAAGAACAGCACUGAUUUCGGAACAGUGACGAGCGGCUAUUGUCCUGAGCCAUGCAACAAUUUUCUUUACUACAUCAUUCUCCAGUGCAUCGUGAAAACUAUCGCCUCCACCGGAAGAGUUGGCUCCAGCCUCAUCAAUCUCAGGCUGGCUUUCCCUUCGUCUUUGAGAUCCCAAUCAAGCAGCAUAUUUUCCCCUCGCAUGGGAAAGCCCUCAUAUCCUGCACUGAAAACGCUUUACGACGCGGACGUGAUGGAGAAGUCUGUCUCGGACGAAGACAAGGGCCUGGCUCUCGGUCUCCUCACCGUCUUCACCAGCCUCUUCGGAUUCAGUCCCGGACCUGUUAUAAUGGGCGCUAUCAUUGACUCCGCGUGCCUGGUGUGGGACACGUCGUGCGGGAAGACCGGCAACUGCUGGCUCUACGACUCCGACAAGUUCAGGACCAUCUUACACCUUGUGCCUGCGGUUCUCGUGCUUGUGUCCGUGCUUGGAGAUAUCGUCGUCUUCCACUACAGUCGCCGGAUGGACUUGUACGGCGACAGGGAAGACCAAACGCAGGUGGACAGAGCUCGGCGCGUGGGUGGAGAGAGCGCUGUGGUCUGUAAGAAUCUUGGUCCAGCUGUCGACACUUAAGAGCUGGAGAGACCGGCGGUGUUUAUCAAGAAUUUUUCUUUCUUUCUUUUUA